Molecule: messenger RNA, 2373 nt
Organism: Castor canadensis (American beaver)
Lineage: Eukaryota; Metazoa; Chordata; Mammalia; Rodentia; Castoridae
Product: protocadherin beta-10-like
Biological process (GO): homophilic cell-cell adhesion
Cellular component (GO): plasma membrane
Molecular function (GO): calcium ion binding
Source: RefSeq, a predicted model, not a curated record
AUGGAGGCCAGGGCUUUGCACUCCCGGAGACAAAGGCAAGUCCUAUUUCUCUUUUUGUUCUGGGGAAUGUCCUCUGCAGGUCGUGAGUUUGGACAUUAUUCAGUGACUGAGGAAAUAGAAAGAAGAUCAUUUGUGGACAAUUUGGCAAAUGAUCUGGGGCUAGCGGUGGAGGAGCUGGCUGCGAGGAGAACUAGGGUGGUUUCUGAUGAUAACAAAUGAUACUUGCUCCUGGAUUCACAUACUGGAGAUUUGCUCACAAAUGAGAAGCUGGACUGGGAGAAGCUGUGCGGCUCCACAGAGCCCUGUGUGCUGUACUUCCAAAUUUUAAUGGAUAACCCCUUUCAGAUUUACCGGGCUGAACUGAGAGUCAGGGAUAUAAAUGAUCACUCGCCGGUAUUUCAGGACAAAGAAAUGGUCUUGAAAAUCCUAGAAAAUAGAGCUGAAGGGACAGUCUUUCGACUAGAAAGAGCACAGGAUUCUGAUGGAGGACUUAAUGGUAUCCAAAACUACACGAUCAACCCCAACUCUUUUUUCCAGAUUACAGUUAGUGACAGUGAGUAAGGCACCAUAUACCCAGAGCUAGUGCUCUACAAAUCCCUGAAUUGGGAGGAGCAGCAGGAGCUCAGUUUAACACUCACAGCACUUGAUGGUGGAUCUCCACCCAGGUCUGGGGGUGCCACUAUACAUAUUGUGGUUGUGGACAUCAACGAUAACGCCCCCGAGUUUUCCCAAGCACUUUAUGAGACCCAAGUUCCAGAAAACAGCCCAUUAGGCUUCUUUAUUGUUAAAGUCUCUGCAGAAGAUAUAGACUCAGGAGUCAAUGCAGAAGUAACUUAUUCAUUUUUUGAUGCCUCGGAAGAUAUUCGAUCAACCUUCCAAAUCAAUCCUUUUUCUGGGGAAGUCAGUCGCAGAGCAUUGCUUGAUUAUGAGUUGGUAAAAUCUUACAAAAUAAAUGUACAGGCAGUAGAUGGUGGAGGACUUUCUGCAAGAUGUACAGUUUAGGUACAGGUAUUAGACACCAACGACAACCCUCCUGAAAUGCUCAUGUCUUCACUUUCCAACGUUAUUCUUGAGAACUCUCCUGAAACCAUACUGGCAGUUUUUAGGAUUAAAGACAGAGACUCAGGAGAAAAUAGAAAGAUGGCUUGUUAUAUUCAAGAAAAUCUGCCUUUCCUUCUAAAACUGUCUGUGGACAAUUUUUACAUGCUAAUGACAGAAGGAGCACUGGAUAGGGAAAACACAUCCGAAUACAACAUCACCUUCACGGUUUCAGACAUGGGGACUCCCAGGCUGCAAACGGAGCACAGCAUAAGCGUGCAGGUGUCCGACGUGAACGACAACGCCCCGGCCUUCACGCACACCUCCUACACCCUGCGGGUCCGCGAGAACAACGGCCCCGGCCUGCACAUAGGCAGCGUGAGCGCCACAGACAGGGACGCGGGCACCAACGCCCAGCUCACCUACUCGCUGCUGCCGCCCCCAGAGCCGCACCUGGCCCUCGCCUCGCUCGUGGCCAUCGACGCGGACAGCGGGCAGCUGUUCGCCCUGAGGCCGCUGGACUACGAGGCCCUGCAGGCCUUGGAGUUCCGCGUGGGCGCCGCCGACCGCGGCUCGCCCGCGCUCAGCAGCCAGGCGCUCGUGCGCCUGCUGGUGCUGGACGCCAAUGACAACUCGCCCUUCGUGCUGUACCCGAUGCAGAACGCCUCUGCGCCCUGCACCGAGCUGCUGCCCAGGGCGGCCGAGCCGGGGUACCUGCUCACCAAGGUGGUGGCGGUGGACGGCGACUCGGGCCAGAACGCAUGGCUGUCCUACCAGCUGCUCAAGGCCACGGAGCCCGGGCUCUUCAGCGUGUGGCCGCACAAUGGCGAGGUGCGCACCGCCAGGCUGCUGAGCGAGCGCGACGCGCCCAAGCACAGGCUGUUGGUGCUGGUCAGGGACAAUGGCGAGCCGCCGCUGUCUGCCAGCGUCACGCUGCACGUGCUGCUGGUGGAUGGCUUCUCCCAGCCCUACCUGCCGCUGCAGGAAGCGGCGGCCGAGCAGGGACGGGGCGACGCGCUCACCUUGCACCUGGUGGUGGCCUUGGCGUCGGUGUCGUCGCUCUUCCUCUUGUGUGUGCUGGUGUUCAUGGCGGUGCGGCUGUGCAGGAGGAGCAGGGCGGCCUCUCUGUCUGGCUGUGCGGUGUCCCAGGGCCACUUUCCGGGCCACCUGGUGGACGUCAGCGGUGCGGGGACGCUGUCCCACAGCUACCAGUAUGAGGUGUGUCUGACAGAAGGUUCUUCUGGGACCAGUGAUUUCAAGUUCCUGAAAGUGAUUUACCCUAGUAUACAUGCGUAUGGUCCUGGAGGAAAGAGUGAAGGAAACCCCACUUUCUGA